Clupea harengus (Atlantic herring) is the source of this 8458-nucleotide messenger RNA. RefSeq names its product dynein axonemal assembly factor 9 (gene dnaaf9). The record is from RefSeq and is a predicted model, not a curated record. NCBI's taxonomy places the organism in Eukaryota, Metazoa, Chordata, Actinopteri, Clupeiformes, Clupeidae.
GUCAUUCCACGUAUCGUACUUGUAUUCGUGGGAAACACAUCUGGUCAAAGUCAUCCAUAUUUCCACCAAUGCUUAUCGGUUGUUAUUUUUACCACUCAAUGUCCUUCCUCAAACCACAAGACCAACCACAUUUUCAAAAGGAUUGCAGUAGGAUUGCGUAGGUUGCUGUCAAGAGACGCCGUGUUACUUCGAUUUCCUAACUGCAAGGCUUCGACUGAUGAUGGAGUUUUACCGCGGGGACGUCAAGAAUAACGCGGAAUUCUAAAACGUUAUUUUUGAAUGUGCCAUUGCCAAAAUGACUAGCAUACGGAGGAAAAGCGGAAAAUAUACACCGAUGAGCUCUGCAGUCAGCUGCUCUCGCCUGCGACAGCUCCAGGCCAUAUUGAAGGACGGCGGCAACAAUGCACCUGAUGCCAUUCUCUGCUCUUUAGGAAUUGAUAGCCGGUACAAUGAGGGCUGCACUGAGCUGGCCAACUACCUGUUCUUUGGCCUGUACCGGCACAACCAGCUGGACCUGGACCACAUCUCAGAUGACCUCGCAGAAGAGGUGCUGGACGAUGUGAUCCUGCUGAUUAAAGCCGAGAGCGUCCACCUGUACUGCAACCCAGAGAAUUAUGGGUACCUGCUGCCCUACGUGGACCACUGGAGGAACCUCCAUCUGCACUGCAUGACAGAGACGGAGUAUGAGGAUGAAGAGGCAGCGGAGGAGUUCAAGAUCUCCAGUUUUGUGUCCAUGGUGCAGGACUGCAGCCGCAUUGGGAUUCCCUACAGCUCCCAGGGUCACGUGCAGACAUUUGACAUGUUUAUGCUGGAGAAGUGGGCCAUCAUUCAGGCCUUUGCUCUGGAGGGAAUCGGCGCAGGAGGGUUUUUCACCAUGAAAUAUAAGCUAAUGGAUGUGAGUCAGAGGGUGUGGCAGACGUAUGCUAGACUGGACCCCGUGUCUCUGGACCGCCUCAUCACAGAGGACCUGGCCCUGUUUGAAAGGCAGUGGAGCAGCUUCUUCGCCAGUCUGAACAUUGAGACUCAGCUGUCCAUGCAGGAGCUGUCUGAAGCCGUGGCAGGAGAGGCAUUCCGCACUUACUUCUCCCAUGGGCUGAUUUCCAGCAAUAUCUCAGACAAAAGUAAAAGCUGGCAGCCCUUUGCUCUGUUUGGGAGCCACUCGUCCAUGGAGGAAAUUCAGAGCUACUGCUUCACCUUCCCCUCUGAGGGCCACCAGAUCCGCAACACCGGGUCGCACGGAGCCAGCUCCAAACACAUGGUUUUGCAGUGCGUGGCCCCGAAAGGGCCUCUGGCGUGUGCACGAACAUACUUCUUUGGAACCACCCAUGUUCCAUACCUUGGAAAUGAUAAUGUUCAGCAGAAAAGUACAGAACUCCUGCUGCUCUCUCAGAUCUACGCUGCAGCUGUUCAGGCCGUGCUGUCUGGCAUCAAGUGUUUCUCCUACAACUCCAGCAUCACUAAGGCAAAGGAUGUUGCAGGGCAGACUUUCCAGCGGAAUUUGGACUCCUUCGGUUUAACCCAGUAUAGGAAUGCUUUAAGAUCUAAGGCAGUGUUUAGCAUUCGGGCUGUGAAUAAUGAGGGCAGAGUGGUGCCCUUGAGUCAGCCAGAGAGCCGCUUCCUUCUUAAAACGGCCUCCAUGUCUGUGUAUGACAUCCCUGAUCUACAGCGAGCAGGAACUAAUCUGGGCUCCGUUAUCUUCUCUGAGUCCUUCCUGGAGUCCAGCAUUUACAUCCAGGACAAAGAGGGCGCCAUUUCCUCAGACAGCUGCUAUACCAUCCUCACUUCAUCAGUGCCGCGAUAUGUCUCCUGGCUGGUGGAGGACAGUGAUGUGAAACUCUCUGAGCAGGCCCAGCAGUUACUGAAAGCUGAAGAAGGCACAUGUCUGGGGACCCUGCUGGCUGUUGGAGACUCAGCCCAGGUGUUCUCCUCUAGUCCACUCUGCACACCUGAAGAAGGUAAACUGGUGUUUUUCUCAGAGGGGCUGCUGUUUGUCCACCCUCAGUAUGGUGCAGUCACUCUCUCCAAGAACCACAUCAAAGGCCUCAAGCUGUAUGACGGGGACUCUCUGUCAAAGGUGUCUGUACUGUACGUGGAGUAUGAGAGCUCUCUGCUCCCAUACCUCCCCUUCCAUCUGCAAAGCAAAGACCACUGCCUGGGACUGGCCUUACUACACAACACCAAGAGCUACAGAAGCCUCUACUCACAGGUCCUACAGGUGUGGCAUGGACCAGACUCAACCUUCUGCCUUCAGAUGGUGGACGCAGGUCAACUCAGUGAGGAGCAAAUGAACAUGUACUCAAGAUUGCAGAUAUUAAACGAGACUCCCAAUUCAUCUGCACUCAAACAGAGAGUAGUGCUUAAGACGGCGUACCCCGAUCUCCCUGAGCUUGAUAGGUUCCGGCAGCAUUUUGCCCUGUGCAGCAGUGUGUGCGACGAACCCGUGAACAUUGACCACUUGGAGGCGCUGUUCCCCAACACACACAUCAGUGCAAGUCUGCCUGAGAAAAAACACAAGGUGGUGGUGUCUGUGAUCACUGGGUUGCCAGGCAGCCAUACGGAGAGCUUGUGUGAUUUCCUCCUCAGCCUCAAUCAGGAGUCGAACAGGUGGGUGGUGUACCGCCCCUCUCCAGAUACGAUUGGCUUCAGCGCAUGUCACUUGCAGCAGUUCCUCAGCAAAGCAGUGGAGAACCAGAAGCAGAAAGAACAGAGAGUUCUGCUGAUUACACCAGGGAACACAGACGUGCUGGAGGUGGUGCAGUGUGUUGUGUCUCAUCCAGACCCUGUGGUGAGGUCAAGUGUAAGGGUUGGGGCAGUGACUGCCUGUGUGAACCCCCUGAGCUCUUACAUGGAGCACAGGUUCUUCUUCCCUAAACUCCUGGAGCAGUGCAGUCAAGGUGUUGUCAGUAAUGUCGUGUUCACUGGCCUGACGGAACAGAAGCACCCUCUCCUUCAGCAUGUUCAGCAGCUGGUCCGAUCGGCCAAUCCCAACACUGCAUUCAUCCUGGCUGACAGAGGAGCAGUCACAAGGACUGCGGACAUGAGAUUUAUUCUCUCUGAGAACAGCUUUUCCGAGGCUCAUAUGAUAAGAGCACGAUACCUGCUGUACCCAGGAUGGGCUGGAGGCAAGUUUGCGUGCGGCUCUGCGUCUCUCUCCAUCGCUCAGAUUCGCCUGCAGUUUAGCCAACCGCUAGAGAGAAGCCUGUUCUUGCUCCAUUGCAAAGCACUGAAGUCCUCUCUGAAAACCAAUCCAUUCAAGGGGAACAUCUACCAUCUCCAGGGAACCGUGCGCUUCUCUGACUCCAGUAAGCUGAUGGAGGUGUGCUUAAACACUCUGACUGGGAACCUGACUCUGGUGGAAAAGGCCCCCAGCGGUGACUCUCCCUGCCCCCCCUCUGCCCUGCUCUUCCACGGGGUCGGGCUCGCAGAGGACGGCCUGAAGGACUGGCUCCGGCUCUGUGCCAAGCAGAAACUGAUGAAGAAGGUGAGGAAGACCCACAAGAGUCUGAGCCCACAGGAGCUGAGGAUCAUCCAUGUGAGCCGCCACCUGGACCCUCUGCCUCCCGGACACUUCUACAAUGGCCGUCAGUACGUCAGCUUCUUUGGAGAGAAGUCCACCCUCCACCCUUCGAUGGAGCAGUUCAUAGAAGAGUAUCUGCAGGAGGCCAAUAAGGAGAUUGAGCGCUUUAACCGCGAGCUGGAGCUGAAGGACCAGAGGGACCUCUUCGACCCCUAGGCAGAGGCAGCCCCUCCAUCCCUCCGUCCCUCCUCAUCCGGUCGUUCUCUCCAUCCUCCACUGCACUCUUUUGUUCUCCCCGUCCGUGCCGGUUACUCGUUAUACACUGCCACAUUAAUCCCUCCGUCGUUUAUAAAAGGGAAAUGGCUCCCCUCUGGUUUUUUGAUGGGGUGGUGGGGGAGGGGGGUUGGAAUGGAUAGUAAGGGGAAGCUAGGGGGUCGUUCCCACGGAAACUAACCAGGCACAUAGCCAUGGCAACAGGAACAUACGGACGAGAGAUCCUGACCAAAACCAACUUCUGUCUCAAGCGAGGACCUCUGUAUGUGUCCGAGUUUGUUUGUUCUGUCUGUGAGUGCGUGUGUGUGUGUUUGUCCUGAGUUGAACUGCUCUGUGCAAGGUGAGGCGUUGAAUAGAGACUGGUGUGCACUCAGGUCCCUGUGUUGUGUGUGAUAUCUUGUGUGAGUGUGUGUGAGAGAGAAAGAGAUAGAGAGAGGUGGAGGGAGGGAGAGAAAGAUGGGGUGUUUAUGCCAGGGGCUAAUUAAAGAGAGUAUUUUAGGCCUGGCGGGCUCUGCUCUCACCCCCACGGGCUUUUCCCUAGAACAGCCCCCCCUGGUGACACCCGAUACACACCACACCUGUCUGUUGGACCAAACAACACACACACAUACACAUGCACGCACACACACACGCAUAUACACACACACACACACAUAACUGCACAUGUACACAAAGCAACUGAAAAAGUCUCUGGUCCCUGAGACUAGUCCCUGUCUGUAAAUACUUGAAUAGAAAAAGGCUCUUUCUGUCAAUCAAACACAGAAUAGGAGACAGAAACGGACCGAAGUGGACUCCGUGUACAGUGUGACACAGGGAAAGGUGUGUGUUUGUGUGACAGAGGUGAUGUUGGUACCCGCAGUUCAGGUGAGGAUCUCUCGUCUGACAAAGUGUGUGUGUCUUUAAUGCAAAGUGUGUGUGUCUUUAAUGCAAACGCACAUACACACAAUCCUAAUGUCCCCACACCCCCAAUACACAUCAAACACUAGAUGGGAAUAGUCACUGUUUGGGGUGGGUCUCAGUUCAAUCUUGGGUUAGUCUGUCUGACCCGACUGACUGGGUUGGGGGGUUGGGAGGGGGGGUGUUGGUGCUGGUGUUAGUUGACGGGCAGGGGGUGGUGUAGGGGCUCCCUGUCGUUAAGGGUGUGGGUGGGAGGUUAGGUGGAGUGUGGCAUAGAGGUGUUAGACGUUGUAUCUGUAGGACAGCGCGCGUGUGUGUGUGUGUCCCUGUAGAGCAGCGUCCUUGUAUGCGCACGUGUUCUGUACUGUGCAGUCCAGUGCUGCGGUAGAGGCAACUCUCACAAGAGCCGUCAGUAGGCUGAAUCUCUAUGCAUGUUUCCUCUUUACUAAGAACCUUUACACAGCAGGGGGUUAGCAGUGUCAUACACACACAAUUGCACACACACAAUUUUAGAAAUUCUUAAAUGACCUUAAGUGCCAAGCUGUUUGUCGCAAUUGCCUUUGUUGGUGAAUCGGAUGACAAAAGGCAACUUGAUUUUGUGUUUGGGAGCCACGCAGAUACACACAUGUGUAUACGCACGCACACACACACACAUAUUCCCAAAGACUUUGGACACUGCUGGUCCCCUCUGUACCAGUGUAAGCGGCAUGCGUCAGUGUGUACGCGCCGCGUGGGUUAGCAUUCUUCUUUUUAAGCCAUACGCAGUCGCGCUGAUUGACCGUUGUUAUGGAAAUGUGUUAUGUGGUAGGUGUGUCACUGUUUCCACGGUGAUACGUCAUUCUGUCUGCUCGUUGACGGACUUGAGUGAGCGAGCAGGCGCUUGACCCAGAGACUUAGCAGGCCUUUUAAGGACCCGAAUACCUUCACACACUCCCAAACUCGGUGUGUGUGUGAGUGUUUGUUAGUGUAUGAUGAAUUUGCUUGGCUGGUCUUAGGUGUGUGUGUGUGUACGUACAUGUAGCUAGUGUGAUUCUUCAGCGGUCAUCUGUCAACACUGACCCUAAUAUACACUCACACAGAGACACUCGCACAACGCUCUCAAGAUUACGCCGCUUGCUGAGUUGUGUACGGCAGUUGUGCUCCGAGUGGGGUUGCACAAUACCCAUGAGUCGCACACACGUGCCCACACACACACACACACACACACACACACCACACACACAAGCACACGUACAACAACCACUCAUAUACCCUGCUGUUGCUUGAGUCUCAGUCAUACACGGCCUUGAGUAUAGAUGGUUUGUGUGUGUGAGUGUCCCACAGGACUAUGUGAUCUAACUUUAGCUCUCCUUAAAGGCCUGGCUCGUGUCUAACCCUUACAUAAUAUUUAGUUCUAAGUAGCAGUAAUUAUUAGCACAUACUAUCUGCAUGUGUUAAGAUGGCUUACCAAGGUGUAUUUAUGCUGACACUAUUGCCUUUCACCACACUGGUACUACGAUGAAACAAAAACUAGAGAAGAUUCUGAAUUUAUUUUGCAUAUCUGAUGAGAAAUUUGAAUUACCUCGAACCAAAUAUAUAUUGAAAAAUGAGAUAUUUUUUUAUAAUGCUGUGAAUCAAAAAGCCGAAAUCAAUUUGAGACGGGGAAUCUCGGAAUCUCAGUGUUUUUUGGGCUAAAACAAAAAUGGCAGAAAAGGAAAACUUGAAUCUUUUUUCUUUCCUUAAAUUUUUGUAAAUAGUUUGGCUGCUUUUGUAUACAUAGGAGCUCCAGCAUUGGUGAAAGGCUUACGCUACAAAGUAUAGCAUUAUGGGUAGUGGGGAGAGCACUGGAGGGCCACAGAAGAGAAGAAAAACAAAAAGGAAGAAAAAUGAACGAGAAUGAGGGAAAAACACAAAUAAAAUAAAAAAGAUAAAACUCAGGUACAGGACGAUUUGAUCGGUUGUUGAAGUAGCUGUUUUUCCUCCAAUGGGGCUCCACUCUGCCUUUAAAAUAACAGGCAGGGUGGUGGCUGGCUGUUUGGCUCUGGGAGGACCCCUCCAUUUAUUGCACAGAGAGGGGCCCCCAGCGAUUCGUGAGGCCCUCCAGAGGCUGCCCCUGCAUAUGCCCACAUUUACACGCAGACGUUCUUCAUUCCCGUCUGUGUACGCGUGCGAGUAUUUUUCUCUCCGUCCGAAGAGCUGAGGUUAGAGGACCUAAACAGAGUUUGGUGUUUAAAGGAAACAAUUGUUUGGGGUUUUUGUUAUAAAAAUAAAGAAUUUAAAAUCGAUGCGGUUUGUAACGUUGUAAAACAAACCAUAUUUUGCAGGUUUUAGUGCUUGGUGGAGUUCACACUAAAGAGGGCAUUCUCUCUCCUCUUUGUCACCCAAUUAGAGCACUUUUUUCCUCUCAUUUCAGGGCUGUAGAGGACCUAUCUCCCAAUUGAGACUGAAGAAGGCUUGUUCCCACAUGAGUUAGAAAUUACAAGUGCAAGUGUGCGAUGGUGUGUGCACAAAAAGGCUAGCUAUUACCUACCGUCCAGGACAAAACUACUUAAUUGUAUUGCCAGGCGCACAAGUAACAUUUCCCCUCCCAACUGUCAUAUUCACUGAACGAUUUUGGCAUGUGUGUCACAUGUUUCAGAUGUGUGUGUUUCAGUUAUCUGACAAAGAUAACCUGUUGAGAUGACCUGUCAUGAGUGCGGGACAAAGAAAGGCUUUGUGGAUAUGGUUAAAACCCAUAGCCUUUUUCCCCCCUCAUGCUAAAGCACUCAGUGUGUCUGGCUGUUAAUGGUGUUCUGGCAUCUGUGUCUUUAUGUAACCCCCCCCCCUACAGUCGGUGGCUGUGUCAUGGGCAUGUUGUCUGAGCCAGACUUCUAUGCCUAACCUCUGCAGGGGGUAAGUACCGUGUAUUGUAUGGGCUCCUGUCGGACAAUGUGCCCUCACACAGUUUGGUGUGUGGGGUGAGCGAUGAUGGUCCUGCGUGGACAUCCAAACAUAAACACACCGAUGCGAGGAACACUUAGUGGGAAUAAAGAAAUAAGCUCAUUCACCUGGCAAUGCCCUGACCUGACGGACAACACACAUACUUACAUUCACACACACAUACACACUUGCACAUAAUGUAAAGUUUAAGGGGGGUGGGGUUGUAAAAUGUGAAAGGGCUAUUGUCUUCUCUCUGCUCCCCAGUAAUCUGCUGCUCUUGAAGUUUCAAACAUAAAAAGGGUUGUUUUAUUUUUUUAUUUGUUUGAUUAUCCUGUGUUUAUUGUCAUUCUUUGUUUGAUUGUUUUGUGGGAACAAGCCAAAUCAUCCAGGGAUAGUCUCCUCUCCUUGUUUUUUUAUUAUUUAAUUUUUUUGUUUUAUUUUAUUUUCAAUCAGAGCUUAAGGUUUUGCUCACAAGUGUUGUCCUCAUAGGUUAACAGGGCCACACUUCUGCAUUCCUGAAUCCCAUUCACUUUACCUCGCAAAAUGCUUAAGAUUCACAAUCCUGGUUUCUACAAGCAACAAGAAGAAAGAGGGAAAGACAAAUCAAUAUAUGAUUUCAGAAUGUUUUACUUGAAAGUGCCAACAGUGUUUGAUUUCAAACUGUUCAAUAGUUGGUUUGUGUUCAGUUCAUUUUUGUUUUUGUUCUAGGGUGAUAUUCACUUCAAGCAAACUAAAGUAAAUUGACUGCGUGGUGUUUUGCACAGAUUUACUGUAAUUCUGUUUUCCUCCUGUGACUGAAGCUUUUGAUACUCUCAUCUAACUGUUGUCUCAACCAGCCUCAGAAAUCCAUUAAAUAUUUAUAUGCUUGAUGAA